UCGCGAGUAAGUGUUUUUGGUGGGUGUGGGUGGGGGGUAGGAGUCCGAGUGUACAGAAGACGCGUAGUGAUCGGACCUCGCCUCGCCUGUGAUCAGUUCCAGUGGGGGUUGGUUAGAUUUCGCGCCCACCCUCGCCUCGUAUCGAUACGCAUAUUAUAAUUUAUAUUGUCAAAUGGUCGCAUACGAGUCGAAUAGAUAUAUUGUAUUAUCCUCUUCUUCUGCCUCUGCCUUAAAGCCUUUGCCAUAAUUUUUCCUUUUCUUUCUGAAAGUUGCCUUGGCCAUAAUAAAAAGAAGGUACAUUAAUCGACCAACCAACAACCCUCACGAGAGAGAAAGAGCGAAGUUGGAUAGGGCCCUCUUUGUUAUCGAACAACAUCAGUGUGAGAAGAAUUUGAAAACAGACGACGACAUUAUGAUGAACGGGACUCACAGUGUGGGGGAAUGUUCUAGCUCAACUUCCCUGAGCAGCCAACAGGAUGUUGAGGAUGACUGCAUGAUUGCUGUUGUACUAUCAGAAGAGUAUGCUAAGUUAGAUGGUGCAGUUGCUAGACGCCUUUCCAACCUGGCACCUGUUCCUCACAUUCCUCGGAUAAAUUCCUACAUCCCCAACAUUAGUGAUGCUAGUUUGGACCAUCAACGGCUUCUCCAGAGGUUACAUGUCUAUGGUUUAUACGAAGUAAAGGUUUCUGGUGAUGGAAACUGUCAGUUUCGUGCACUUUCAGAUCAAAUGUACAAGUCUCCGGAGUAUCACAAGCAUGUCCGGAAAGAGAUUGUGAAACAGCUCAAAGACUAUCGUUCUUUGUAUGAAGGCUAUGUCCCUAUGAAGUACAAACGCUAUUACAAGAAAAUGGCAAAAUCUGGUGAAUGGGGGGAUCAUGUUACCUUACAAGCAGCAGCUGACAAGUUUGAAGCGAAGAUUUGCCUUUUGACAUCAUUCAGAGAUACUUGCUUUAUUGAAAUUAUGCCUCAGUACCAGCCACCAAAACGUGAACUGUGGCUGAGUUUUUGGUCUGAGGUUCAUUACAAUUCACUAUAUGAAAUCCGAGAUGCUCCAAUUCAACAGAAGCCAAGGAGGAAACACUGGUUGUUCUAGACUUCUAGUGUGAUUCCUGAAGUUAUGACAGUCAGGAUAUUCAAAGAUUUUAGCACUGUGCAUAUGUUCCCGAAGAUGUUGCAUUUUCAUGAUUUAUUCGUUUUGAAAAUUUAAUUCAAUUAGAAACUUUAUAUACAUACUAGUAUUAUUAUUUAGGCCAUUACGGCUGUAAACGGUUUGUAGUGUUUUGAAGAUGUAUUAUUCUUGUUCAAUUAUUUUGUAAGACCAACGAUGUAUUAUUCUUUCAAAGGGGAUUUAUAUGUGAAAUUAGAUGAUCAGUAUUCACUAUGAA
Molecule: messenger RNA, 1385 nt
Organism: Prunus dulcis (almond)
Lineage: Eukaryota; Viridiplantae; Streptophyta; Magnoliopsida; Rosales; Rosaceae
Product: OVARIAN TUMOR DOMAIN-containing deubiquitinating enzyme 12
Exons: 10
Coding region: 413-1093 (226 amino acids)
Biological process (GO): protein deubiquitination
Molecular function (GO): cysteine-type deubiquitinase activity
Source: RefSeq, a predicted model, not a curated record